Messenger RNA from Spathaspora passalidarum NRRL Y-27907, 1596 nucleotides. RefSeq names its product mRNA splicing protein (gene PRP45). The record is from RefSeq and is a predicted model, not a curated record. The annotation marks the transcript as partial. Gene Ontology annotation, biological process: mRNA splicing, via spliceosome. Lineage: Eukaryota; Fungi; Ascomycota; Pichiomycetes; Serinales; Debaryomycetaceae. Gene Ontology annotation, cellular component: spliceosomal complex. The transcript has a single exon.
ACAGAAAUCCACAGCAAGCAAUGCGUUGAUUUACCUUUGGUCACGUUUGCAAUACCUGGUAUAUCUUUGAAUAAUACGCAACUUAGGUGGGGGGAGUUAGAGAUAACUUUGUUUAAAAAGCUUAUUGUUUGUUUAAAGUUAUCGCGGUCUAGAUUAGCUCGGCGCUGACUGCCAAAAACAAACGCAGGAACGAACUUACAGAUUAGAAAUUUUACAGAAUAUUUUUUUUUCUACAGUUUAUCAAAAUCACAUCUCCCUACUAAGAGAAGAAGCAUCCAUCAUGUUCAGUACUUUACUAUCACGACCUAAAAAUUCAUCAUAUGAUCCAAACUAUCAUUUCCGAAUAGAUACAACCACCAAUGACAAUAAACAAGUUUUAGUGCUUCCUAGACAAACCGACCUCCAAGCAUUGGACUUUUCAAAACCAAUCGAUGACGAAGAGGUAACUUAUGAAUCAACCAUACCGUUGAAGAAACGAUAUCCUAACCUAACACAUUCCUUUCCACGACCUUCUUUAGAUGAUCUAGAAGUGAGAUCCGUCAUUGAAGAAACAAGAUCCAUAAUUGCAAAACUCAUUACACCUGACCAACCUGAAGAAAAUGUUCAACAUAUCCAAUACAGUAGUAAGAACAUAAUUGAUACCGAUGAACGUGUAAUUCAAAUUAGAAAGUUCCAAGUUGAUCCAAUGUUACCACCCCAAUUCAAAUUACGUAAGAAUAGACAUAAAACCCAAACCGAAGAUGUACCAAUUGUUAAACCUACAAAUCAAGAAAAACUUACCAAGGAAGAUCGUCAGAAAUGGAACAUUCCAGUUGCAGUCUCUAAUUGGAAAAACAACCAAGGAUUUACUAUAGAUUUAGAUAAGAGAGUCAUGGGUCCACGGGAAACGGCGCUGGUUAAUGUAGAGAAAUUUGGGGAACUUUCAAAUGCUUUAGUUGAUGCUGAGCAACAAGCUAGAGAAGAUAUCAAGAUUAGGAAUGAGUUAAGAAGAAAGCAAGAAGAGCAAGAAGCUAUAGAACGUGAACGUAGUUUACGAGAUUUAGCUCAGAGAUCCAAAAGAAGAAAAUAUGAUAGACGUUAGCAUGUACUCUUUGAAUAUACUCAAAAAUUUCCAUUCUUGUACUUUAAAUUCUCUACCAUAAUUCUAUAAAGGAAGAUACCUUAGACAGGCAAUCUUUGAUUGACAAUGUGUUUACUUUUCAAAACAUAUCUCUGAUUAUGUGCAAGACUAAAUAUGAUAAAUGUUGCAAAAAUUAAGGACUGGUCACUCCUUGUAUUGAAUAUCUGAUUUACUUCAGAAGGAGUUAUUACAAACUAUAGCGAUGCAUAUCAUUGUUUUGUAAUUAAUAUAAUAAGCAAUAGAUCAAUUGAUUAAUUGCUUGAUGUGUUGUUGCAACAGUAAUAAAUUAUAUCGCUUGUCGUUGGCAGAGCAUACAUAUUAUAUUUUCAAAAAAUAUUGUGCGUAUGAAUAUACUUCCAAACGCUCUCAUCAACAUUCAGCAGACUAGUCUAGCAACUUCAUAUCUACAAUAUCUAUUUAGAGUCGUUUGACCCAUUGAAAAUACAAGGAAAUUAUUGAACCAACUCUCUACAAUA